Molecule: messenger RNA, 1251 nt
Organism: Stylonychia lemnae
Lineage: Eukaryota; Ciliophora; Spirotrichea; Sporadotrichida; Oxytrichidae
Source: the annotation of a GenBank genome assembly
AUGAAAACUAUUUAUAAGUAUUCUCUCUUCAAGUCUUUUAGAGUUUAAAACCUAAAUUUAACAUUCAUUUUCUUGAUAGUGCUAGGACUCACACCAAUAAACACAAAGACAGAAUAAGAUAAUUUAAAAUACAAAGUAUAAAUACAUAACGUGGCAGAAGAAUAAAUAAGGAAUAAAGGAUUAGCUUUAAGUGGGCAUCUAGAUUAAUCAUACAAAUCAGAGCCACCAUUUUAAAGAAGGUAACUUGCCACCAAUACAUCAGCUCAGGAUUUAUAUACAUGUGGCUAAUGCAUUGACAAUAGAUUAGAUUAUUGUUAGCCAAAGUCUAAGGGCAUAUUUUUCUUGGAUACCAAAGGAGUAUGUGAGGACAGUUCGAUUCUCAAAGCUCUGUACCCCACUUCUCCAUAUUACUGCUCAGAUCAAUUUUACACUGUUUCCACUUAUGAGUUUUUUGCUUACUUCCCAUGCCCUUUCUUCACCCAGAAAUGCGGGAUGAAUACAAAUAUUCUCAAUAUGACUGAGAGCGAACAAAAUAUCGAGACAUCUCUACUGGAAUAGGGCGACGUUUGCGUAUUUGAAAUAAAUUACAAAGAGGUAGACAAUAAUCUUAAGAUCUGGCCCACCAAGUUAAGUAAUGUUGAAGUUACGAUCGCAGAUGGUUUCAACAAGCAUCCUUACUAGAUCGUCAGCAACUUUACCUUUAUUAGUUUACUUCUGAAGGAUGGAGAUGAGUUCGAGGUAGGUGAUGCCUGGUAUAAUAUGACAUAUGGAGGUAAGGCCUACUUGUUCAUAAAAGCUACUUCUACUUAUGGAUAAGCGAAGUUCACAUAUGGUUAGAAGAAUCUAAUUCCAUAAUGGGUUAUAAUUGUAAUCAUAGUCGGAAGUGUAGUGGUUGGCUUAGGCUGUCUGGCAAUCUGUUUCUGUUACGUACGUCGUUUGUAUAUAAAGAAAAGAUCACAGUCUAAGGUAUAAAAGUUCGGUGGCAGGUAGGAGACUAUAGAGGAAAGGAUAAGCAAGUAUAAAUAUAAGGGAAACAGUUAAAGAAAUACCCUAAUGACUUAGAACUUUGGGCCGCAAGAGAAGGCAUUUGACCCUGAUUUUGAUUACAAUGACAAAGAAAAGCUACAGGCUAAUUAGCCCCUAUAAUAGAAUUACGAUUUCAGUAAUCUACAAGACUCUACUCAAUCAAAUAUAGUAAAUUAAUACCAGAAUAAUAGCAACGACAACUAUUAACUUCCAGGUUAAUUAUGA